GUCACUGACUCACUGCUCACUUCACACUUGACGUAAACGUUAUAUCUGUCACAAUUUUAUUAUUUGCAAUAAUUCGCAAUUAUUAAUUUUAUUUUAUAAUUAUAAAAUAAUCUGUAAGUUAUCUAUGUAAAUUUGUUUAAAAUUCCAAGCUAUAGGUGUACGUAGACGUGUUAUUUAAGUGAUCAGAGAUUUAUUUAACUCCUUCGUUAUAUCACAAUAAAGUACUAAAAUGGUUAAAGUUUACGCAGUAGUAGUCCUAUACAAAGGAAUAAAUAGUGCUACCAUACUUAAAGCUGCAUAUGACUUGCGGAGCUUUAGCUAUUUUCAACGAGGCUCAGUACAAGAAUUCAUGACAUUUGUAAGUAAAACUAUGGUGGAGAGAACGCAACAAGCAUCAAGACAGUCUGUUAAAGAAGGAGAAUAUAUGUUACAAGUGUAUGUCAGAGCAGACAAUCUAGCUGGCGUGUUAAUCACAGAUCAUGAGUAUCCAAACAGAGUGGCUCACACAUUGAUUACAAAGACUUUAGAUGAAUUUACUGCUGCAGUACCUGCUAACUCAUGGCCCACUGGAAAUGAAUCUACAAUUGAUUUUUCAGCACUUGCACAGCAUCUGGAAAAGUAUCAAAACCCGAAAGAAGCUGAUGCAUUAACAAAGAUACAGAAUGAUUUAGAUGAAACUAAAAUCAUUCUCCAUGAUACAAUAAAAGCUGUGUUAGAAAGGGGUGAAAAAUUAGAUGACUUGGUGGCAAAAUCUGACAGUUUAUCUAUGCAUAGUAAAGCAUUUUAUAAGACUGCCCGUAAGACCAACAGUUGCUGUAACUUCUGAGGCAUUGCAUUGGUGUUCCAAUUGAAUCAGGCCAUAGUUAGUAUAGAAAAUAUUAUACUUAUGUUGAAAGUUGUUCUAUAUGUUUACUGUGUGCUGUGAAAGUUGAAACUAUUGAAGACAGUGUUUAUUUGUGUAGCUGCUACUUGAAUAACUUUGAGUAUAAAAUGAUUGUAAUAAAAUAUAUAAAUAAUAGCUUGAAAGUGUAGAAUUUUUAAUUGUUAAUGAGUUUUUUCUUAAUUUGCAAUUAUAAAAUAUAUUUAUGUAAAAUUAAUUUUUCACUUAUUGAUGACAAAAUAAUUCACUGAAAUAAAUUUUAGUAAAAACAAUGUUAAUCUCAAUGCUAAAAUGAAGACGGAAAGUAUUUAACUUUAAAGUGACUAUCAUUCAAAAUUGUAAUUGUGUUAUGUAAUUCUUCUCUGCAAAUUUGUUCAUUCAUAAGUUAAAUCUAACAUGGCAUAUGCAUCAUAUGUUGGUAACUAGUGAAGCACACAAACAAAUCUUUUCUGAUUGUGUGUGUCGUAAAUCAUAAGUCUUUGGACUAUAGUCCCUAAUGUUAGUGAAUUUCCAUUGGAUUAGUUGAAAACUUGCUGGCUCAAUAUAACAAGGUCAAAUGUAAAUUUUUACUUAUGUUGCAAAAUGAGAUUAAAAAGUUUUAUCAUCACCUUUAUUUAUCUUUCUAGAUUAUUGGAAAUUUUUAUUGAAAAAGUCAGUAUUAUGUGAGAUGUAUAAUUCAAGUUAUAGAUCAAAUUUAACAGAAUCUUGUUAUAACGAGCCAACAAAAUAAUGUGGUCAAGUGCACAAGGAUCGUAAAGCUUAUGUGUAUUUGUGUAUCUGUUAUAUUCAUACCUGAAGAUGAACAGAUUUUCUCUGGAGCCUAUUACAUGUGCCCACAGUUGUAUCUUAUGUGGAAUACCAAAAGGUAUUAAAAAGAGCAAGUAUAAUUAAACAAUCUAUAACUGCAUUGUACAGUUUUCAAAUGUAUGUGAUGUGAAACAAUAUUUUGAUCUAUUUGUGUGGCUUCUUGUGCAGUAUAAUGCUAAUGUAUAGUAUAAUUAUGGCUUGGCAUGUCAUAUUUUUCCAACAGUGAGAGAAUGACAUCCUGGCCUUUUGAAAAUUAUUCUCUGUUGAAUAGUUUUGACAAUAACCACCUUUUCCAAUCUACUUGCAUUGAAUGUAAACUGAUUAAUGUAACUGUGUUCCCGAAUAAGAUAUGUCUUAGUAAUCAGAUUUGCUAGAUAGUUUCACAUACAUAAAGUAAGGUUUUUUUUAUACUCGGUCCCAUGUAUUUGUUGUGAUUGUGCUGGGAUGGACUGGCAAUUGAGUGUAACAAAUAAAAUUAUUGAUAGUUUCUAUUACAAGAGAUAUAUUUAUGUAAGUCCUAUGUCUCCAUUGACAUAUAUUCUAUAUGUCUAUAUAUGUAUCUAAGUCUGAUGGGUUUAGAGUUAGACUGUUAGAACACAAGAAGCAUUCCCUCAAGUUAACUUUUAGAAUGGUUUUUUAGGGUAUAAAUCAUAUUUUUAUAUCUUUGUUUGAGCAAAGACACCCUGUACUCCCGCAGACUUUGUUUUCAAAAAAUGUAACCCCCUUAUUCAUAGUCGUUUUUUAUAUAAGGAUGGAGCAUUACUGUGAUAACAAGUCUGUUUCUCAGCUUUGUUUACAUGAUAGCUCGCUGUUUGUUCAACUUUGUUUAUCUGACAGCCAACUAGAUUCAAGUUGUAUCUCAAUAUUAGCCAAUCACAACGGCUCUAUGUCUACGCACUGCGAAGGCCGCCAUGCCGUCAGCACUGAGAAACAGACUUGUUAUCACUGGAAUACUCCGUCCUUAAAUAAAAAACGUCUAAGCUGCUAAUACCAGGAGGCCCUAUCAUUUCAUAUUUUUUUAUUAAUUUAGCAAUAGCACUUCAGCAUAGUCAUUUAUAAAAUAUUCUUAUAAUAUGUUGCAUUUUAUGUUAGAACAUUUUUAUAAUGAGUAGGGAGUUUUGUACUUCAGUUUACCAUUAUUUACUUUCAAAUGUUUUAAAUAGGAACCGCACAUAACUGUUUUAAUUAUGUAUAUACAAUUUAAUAUCUAUUCAUUGAAUGUAUAUUUCUUGAUGGUAGGGAAUGGUAAUAGUUAAUAGAGUAAAAAUGUAUUGAAACAACGUGGAUGACAAUGGCUAUAACUACAGAGCUUCGUUGUAGCACUGGAUGGUGUUAACGAGUGUAGCGUGCUAUCUGAUGAAGAACGUCUGGGUAUCCAACGGUGAUAAUUCGAUUACAGGCAGGGUCGGAUUAAGAAUUUGGGGGCCCCUAGGCAAUUCACAUCUUGGGGCCACUUAUACUUUCUCUAGCUUCGUAAAAUAUUUUUUUUUCAACUACAACCUAUUUAAUCGACUUUUGGAUGACUAUGAUUUUCUCCAAAAUUAUUAAUUCGAUUUGAUGGGUUUCUCGUUAUUUAAAUGUAUUUUUUUCAUAUGAGGUUUAUAAUUAUGUAACAUAUUGGGCACCGAUGAAGAUCUUUAUGAUUAUAUUUUAAUAAUUUUAAAUGUAUUCCAAUACAUACUGAAGUAUUUUGUACGAGCCCCUAGCGAAUUCCAGACCCCUAGGCAGUUGCCUAAUUUGCCUUGAGGUAAUCCGACCCUGAUUAUAGGUGUUCAAAGUACGACAUGUUUUCCAAUCUACGUUAUUUCCAUGCAAAAUGCAUAGCUAAUCUAGUCCUACGCGCGAAAACCAUCAAAAUAUUACAUUAUGUUUUUAUUUAUAACGCCACGUUAUCACAAAAUUGUAGCGCGCCUUAUUAUUAGGAAUUUAUGCUGGGCUAUAAAUAAAAAUAAUAUGUUAGUGUAUUAAGGAUUGCGUAGGCGCAGGAGACGUUUUUAGGAGGUUUGUUCUAACUAAACAAAUGAUUUACUGAAUACUCUGCAACAUAUUAUUGUAUAAUUCGAAUCAAUGUUCCUUACGUAAUAAAAUGUUGAUUCGCACUGUGAUGGGUAAUGUUAUAAAAAAGUUAUGUACAUUUGAGAUACCAACAGUAAAAUGCAUACACGUGUUCCUGCUCUACUAUUUUUUUCUUAAAGAUAGCUUGUCUGGAUAAGAUUAACGAUGUUUUUUGAAUAAUGACUGUAAGAAUGAACUUAGAACUGCAUACAUAUAUUUGUAAAUCCUUUUGUCGGUAGUGACGUGUCUGUGCCCAGAAAGCAAUAUAGAUAAUUUUUAUUGUAUGUUGGGUGUUGUAUAUUGUAUAUUUAUAGUAUAAAACUAUAAUAAAUGUAAUCGAUGCUUACCGUU
This is a messenger RNA of Manduca sexta (tobacco hornworm), 4093 nucleotides long. RefSeq names its product synaptobrevin homolog YKT6 (gene Ykt6). Gene Ontology annotation, biological process: endoplasmic reticulum to Golgi vesicle-mediated transport. NCBI's taxonomy places the organism in Eukaryota, Metazoa, Arthropoda, Insecta, Lepidoptera, Sphingidae. Gene Ontology annotation, molecular function: SNAP receptor activity. The record is from RefSeq and is a predicted model, not a curated record. Bases 230 to 826 code for a protein of 198 amino acids. Gene Ontology annotation, cellular component: Golgi apparatus. The transcript is spliced from 2 exons.